AUUGCCGGACGCACCUGCUCUCCCGCUGACAUGCCGAUCUUCCGGGCUGCGGCUUCUUUCGGCCUCCUCCUCUUCUCUCUCCAAAUAAGCUUUCCCUCCGGGCGAGGCUGGCAAGUGCUUAAAAACGAUGCCACGGAGCUCGUCCCAGGCUUCCCGGAGAAGGCUCUUGAGGCAGCGGCGGCGCCAGCGCGAGCGGCGUCUGCCCACAACGAGAGUGAAGCCAUGAACAACCGAGCCCAGCAAGGGGAGAGGAAUCCCCAGGUUUCCUUGGGAAGGAUGGAACCUCUGGAGUUUAGCUGCCGUGAAGUACAUUCCACCCGCUACGUCACCAGUGGCCCAUGCCGCAGCAUCAAGCCAAUUAAGGAGCUGGUAUGUUCUGGCCAGUGCCUGCCAUCCCAUCUCCUCCCCAAUUCAAUUGGCAAGGGGAAAUGGUGGCGGCAACAUGCCAUGGAUUACCGCUGCAUCCCAGCACACAGCCGUUCCCAGCGGGUCCAGUUAGCCUGCCCCGGCGAGGAUAUUCGGACUAUCAAGACCAGAACCAUCACCUCUUGCAAAUGCAAACGGUACACCCGUUACCACAAUCGUUCUCAGCUCAAAGACUUCAGCAAGGAGACCACCCGGCCUCAGAAGAACAAAAAGCCUCGCCUCCCCAGGGCCAGGGGCAGUAAGGCCAACCAGCCGGAGCUGGAGAACUCCUACUAGAUGAAGGCUGUUGAUGAGACCCCAGCCCAGAAGAGUAGAGAUUUUUGCCUCACCCACCCUCUCUUUUUGAUGGCACUGGGAUCAAAAUGGGACCGAGCGAGGGGAGGGCCACGGCCAUCACGGUUGCUGUCCCAACCAGAGGUUCAAAACUGAUGUGGCCGAAAACUAUCAGAUUUGGAUGAGAGCUCCAAGGGGGAGGGAAGAAUUCAAAUUGAGCAGGUGGUAGCAGUUCUCAGUCUGAAUGAAGAGUGACUCAGAUUAGUAGAGGGUUGCAUGGUCCAUAACAUUGCAGGGAGAGGCAGGCUCUGUGCACUACUACUUUUUUCAAGACUUCUUUGUCCUUCCUUAAUGGACAAAGGACUGGCAUCUCUCCAGCAAAAUGGCGAGGCAUUCACGUAGAAUAAUGCAACCUUGCCAGCUCACUGUCUUAAAAACAGACUUCCCCAAUCUUGUGCCUUCCAUUCUGGGACUACAUCUCCCAGAAUUCCUUUUCUGAAGCUGCUGGGCUCAUGGCAUCUGCCAACUCCAGAGUAGAGAGGGCCAUUUUAAUACUUGGCUGCCCUGGCCCUUUGCUUCUUUCUGGGUUAUCUAUGAUGGAUGGUUGCCUGUUGUACUGCAGCAUUGCCUGAACUAUAAGCUUUGUUACUUAAAAAUGAAACAUGAAGCAGUUUAAAGUCACAACAUAGUGUACACACAGUGCCGUAUGUGCUGAUUUGUACAGAGAGCUCACUUUGCUGAGGCAUGUAGAAGAGGGAAGAAACAAAAAGACUGAGGGAGGAAAAAAUACCUUGAAAAAAAAUCACAGACACAGUCAAAGGGAGGGAAGUUUGCUAAGUAGCUCAAAUGGAAAAAUGUCUGGAAAGAUUACCAUCUUUAAAUUUGCAUCAACCAUUGAUGAAAGCAGAGAAGGUUGAAAGAAGCCAUGGGAAUUCUUCUUAAAUGCUAUGGGCUUACGCUCAGUACCAUCUCUGUUAAAGCAAGGGUGGUGAGACCUCCAGAUACUGCUGGACUAGAGUCUCAUCAUCCCUGGAUCUAGAGCUGAGCGUGUGCAAGUUAUAAUGUGGGAAGCUUGUAACCACGACAUUUGGGGGCCCCUAAAUGGUUUGAAGCAGACUGUUGGGGUUUAAUAUGAGACAGAGCUCAGCUGUGGUGACCUCAGAAGUGAGCCUGGAGCAUGCACAGAAUAUUUUCCCCUGAACACAGAUCAUAAGCAAAGAACCCUUAUUCCUGGGUUAGACAAUGAGAGGAUGACUGUAAGGUUAGUAGACAGGCAGGCAGGCACGCCUGAUCUCUGGCAUUUCUCAUUUAAAGCCAUGAAACUAUGGCCCCUUCUUCAUGCACUCCUAAGUAAGCACACAGGAGAGUUGAAGGAGCAUUUUGCCUGGCAGAGGAUGGGGUAGGGGAUGAGAAAAGCAACAGGGGAGAGUGAGUCUCACUAGAGCAUUUAGGGCCACUUCAUUCUUCCAUGGACGUGGGAAGAAAUGGUCAUGGACUGAAGACA
Molecule: messenger RNA, 2203 nt
Organism: Candoia aspera
Lineage: Eukaryota; Metazoa; Chordata; Lepidosauria; Squamata; Candoiidae
Gene: SOST
Product: sclerostin
Exons: 2
Coding region: 31-702 (223 amino acids)
Biological process (GO): negative regulation of BMP signaling pathway; ossification; negative regulation of Wnt signaling pathway
Molecular function (GO): BMP binding
Source: RefSeq, a predicted model, not a curated record